CUCAUGUCACCGCCGUCCAGCCGGCAGACGGGACAGACCGGGAGAGGACAUGGAGGAGGCAGCAGCAGCCGCUUAGCGCAGCUCAUCAGCGGGGCAUGAAGAGGGGACCCGCAGCGGGCAACAGGAACCAGAGGAGGAACCAGCUUCUUCAACUUUUCCUCAACUUCAAGGCGGAGUUGCGACUCCAGUUGAGUGCGUAAAAGACGGGACCAUGCGUGCCAAAUACAAUUAUUUUCGUGCGUAACGGUGUUUUCAAUAGUUGGAACUGUUUGGACAAAGUUGAUAAAAAGUAUUUUCUGCUCUCUGCAGACGGAGACUGAACUGGUUUCAGUGAACAAUGCCUCGCCCGGGGAGGAACACGUACAGCGACCAGAAGCCUCCGUACUCCUACAUCUCCCUCACGGCCAUGGCCAUCCAGAGCUGCCCGGAGAAGAUGCUCCCUCUCAGUGACAUUUACAAGUUCAUCAUGGACCGGUUCCCGUACUACCGGGAGAACACGCAGCGGUGGCAGAACUCCCUGCGGCACAACCUCUCCUUCAACGACUGCUUCAUCAAGAUCCCUCGCAGACCGGACCAGCCCGGGAAGGGCAGUUUUUGGGCUCUGCAUCCGAGCUGCGGUGACAUGUUUGAGAACGGAAGUUUUCUGCGGCGCAGGAAGCGCUUUAAAGUGGGCGGCAUGUUGGUCACGGACCCGCUGGCUCCCAGCAAGCCGCAGGACACCACCCACUACCUGCAGCAGCAGGCCAAGCUGCGGCUCAGCGCGCUGCACGCUGCCGCGCACCUCCCGCAGAUGUCGGGCGGAUACAACCUGAGCUCCGUGACGCAGCCGUCCAGCUUCAAACACCCGUUCGCCAUCGAGAACAUCAUUGCCAGAGAGUACAAGAUCCCGGGCGGACUGGCGGCCUUCUCCACCAGCGGGUACCCGCUCCACAACCAACUGACCCCGGCCUGGCCGCACAUGUACGGCUCCGGGAUGAUGGACAGCGCAGCUCCAAUCUCCAUGGCCAGCGACUACUCGGCCUAUGGCAUGCCGCUCAAGUCCAUCUGUCACGGCGGACAGACUCUGCCCGCCUUCCCGGUGCCCAUCAAACCCACGCCCACCUCGAUGCCCACACACAUCCCGGCUUUCCUGGCGAACUCUCCCCAGUCUCUGAGCCCCACGUCCCCGCAGACAGCCACCGGACAGAGCAGCCCGGUGGCGCCCGGAGAGGCGCUGUCGUCCUCGGCCUCCACGGCGCUGCACUCCGCGGUGGCGGUGCACUGAGGGAGAUCUGAUUGACUCUUUAAAAGAGAAAUGACAAACAGCGUUUCAUCUCCGGGACAAACGUGAGGAUGUUCGUUAAUUAUUAGGAUAUUUUUCAUCCUUCACAGCCUCCAGCCUGAACAUGUGAAGAAACAGCAGGUUGACCUCUGACCUCCAGUAAACGUUUGAUUUGGUGGACUGGUUUCGGUCCACGUGACUCCCGGUUACCGGUCGUUUUCGUUUGGUGACAAAUUAUUCCGGAUCUUUUGUGUUUGCAGCCUUUUCUUCUCAAACUGAAAGAAAACUCUCAGAUUAAUGAUUCUUUGAGACAAAAGUUCAACCAAAAGGAAAUUCCUUCUUCUCCAAAAGUGUUCAGCAAUUAUUAAUAAAAGACAAAAAGAUAAAAGUCUGAAAGAAAAAUGAAAAUAUUCGGAAAACAAUGUCU
This is a messenger RNA of Anarrhichthys ocellatus (wolf-eel), 1688 nucleotides long. Its product is annotated as forkhead box protein B1-like. Bases 338 to 1264 code for a protein of 308 amino acids. The transcript has a single exon. Lineage: Eukaryota; Metazoa; Chordata; Actinopteri; Perciformes; Anarhichadidae. The record is from RefSeq and is a predicted model, not a curated record. Gene Ontology annotation, biological process: cell differentiation; anatomical structure morphogenesis; regulation of transcription by RNA polymerase II. Gene Ontology annotation, molecular function: RNA polymerase II cis-regulatory region sequence-specific DNA binding; DNA-binding transcription factor activity, RNA polymerase II-specific.